AUGCUUUUUCGAGAUAUCUUCUUUGCAGCUCUGUCCGGGGUUCCCCUCAUUGGCCCAUCUGCCACCUCAAAGCGCGGCAGCUCCUUGGAACUUGUCGACGGUCCCUCCUUCACAUUUCACUAUAAGACCGAUCGACCAUCGGAGAAGAACCAGAUCGGUAUCUACAGUAUAUAUGGCCAUGGUCCUGGUAGAGAGGACCCCAUAUAUUGGGACUGGGUGCGUGAGUCGGAAGAAAUCAAGCGAAUUGAUGACACCCACCUCAACUGGGGCGCCUAUAAAGCCUACUUCCUGGCCGAUAGUGGAUACAGGGUGCUUGCUGGUCCCAUUGAUAUUUUCCUUUCUGGUGAUGGACCUAUAUCGUUUAAUGUUGAGGAAUUCACAACUAAAAAUGCCCGUGAGGGAGAGAAAUUCGAAGCUCGCGUGAGCGGCCUUUUACACCACGCCCCGGACCCAAACACCAAGUACACCAAGAAAAGCUCUGACGCCGACUGGGUUAGUGUAUCCAAGGAUGGUAUCAUCUCCGGAGUCCCUAGCGGGAGUGGUCUCUCUAAAAUCACCGUGAGGGCUACUGCUUCCGACAGAUCUACUGCCACCGUCGAUGUCAUUGUUCCAGUAGUUGCCUCUGGGAAACCUCUUGUCACUGAACUCACGGUUCUGUCCCUGAACCUUUGGUAUGGAGGCACCAAGGUUAAUGACUACAACCGCAAGCAGAUCUCGGCCAUUGUCAACUCUGGUGCUGACAUUGUCGGUCUCCAAGAAAGCACUCAUGGCCACGCAACUCAGAUUGCAGACGCCCUUGGGUGGCAAUCAUGGCAGGGUGGGGACUCCAGCAUCAUCAGCCGUUAUCCCAUAGCAGAAAAGUACGGCGCAGUCACCGAAACCAGUGUUGCUGUGCGAGUCGCUCUCGACGGCGACAAUAGUCAGGUCAUCCUCCACAACUGCCACCCUUAUGCCUAUCCUUAUGGGCCUUAUGAUCCUUGCUUCUACGGAAAAGAUGCCGACGCCAUGAUGGAUACUGAGAGAAGGGCCAGUCAUUUCCGACAGAUUGAAGAAAUUGUCGGCGCUAUGGCAGACGCCCUCGACAACGCCGACAAAGUUCCCGUUCUUCUUACCGGCGACUUCAACGCGCCCUCUCACCUCGACUGGACCGAUGAGACAAAUUCAUCUCACUGCGGCAUUGGGCAGUUUGACUGGCCCACCUCCAAGGUGCCUAUUGACGCUGGCUUGACCGACGCCUACCGCGAGCUCCAUCCAGAUCCUGUCGUUGACCCUGCCAACACUUGGUCUCCCAUCUACCUUAAUAAUGACGAUUAUGAUGGGCGUCAAGAGCCUAUGGACCGCAUCGACUUUGUCUACUAUAAGGGGAACCUGACUCCCAAGAAGUCCGAGACUUACAUGGUUGGCGACCCUAAGCCCGAGCCUAACCACUCCGAUAACGAGUGGCCUACCGAUCACAAGGGCGUCCUUGUCACAUUUAAAAUUCCAACCUAA
This is a messenger RNA of Penicillium crustosum, 1491 nucleotides long. RefSeq lists its product as uncharacterized. The record is from RefSeq and is a predicted model, not a curated record. Lineage: Eukaryota; Fungi; Ascomycota; Eurotiomycetes; Eurotiales; Aspergillaceae. Gene Ontology annotation, molecular function: catalytic activity. Bases 1 to 1491 code for a protein of 496 amino acids. The transcript has a single exon.